Messenger RNA from Dermatophagoides pteronyssinus (European house dust mite), 2754 nucleotides. Its product is annotated as oxysterol-binding protein-related protein 9. Gene Ontology annotation, cellular component: Golgi apparatus; cytosol; membrane. The record is from RefSeq and is a predicted model, not a curated record. Lineage: Eukaryota; Metazoa; Arthropoda; Arachnida; Sarcoptiformes; Pyroglyphidae. Gene Ontology annotation, molecular function: sterol binding.
UUCAGCAGCUGAAUCGAAAAUUGAUCGCAAUAAAUUUUUUUUUCUGAUAAAAAUCAUCUUUUUUUUAAUUUUUUUUUUUGAUUGACAUUAUCAAUCACAUACACCCAACCAGCCAGCCAGCUAUUCAAUCAAUCAGGAACAAAAAAAACAUUGUAAAAUUUCCAUUGAAAUACUCGACCAAAAAGAUGGUUAUCAUGCAAGGUCCAUUAUUAAAAUGGACAAAUAUGAUGAAAGGUUAUCAACAACGUUGGUUUGUUUUGGAUGAAAUCAAUGGUCUAUUAUCAUAUUAUACAUCACCAGAAAAAUUAGUACGUGGUGAUCGUCGUGGUUGUAUACGUUUACGUGAUGCAAUAUUAGGUAUUGAAGAUGAUGAUGAUACAAUAUUUUCAAUUACAUCCGAUACUGAAGUUUUUCAUUGUAAAGCACAUUCAAUGAAAGAACGUGAUGAAUGGAUUAAUAGUUUAUCGGAUAUAAUUGAAUUAUUUCAACAACAACGACGUUAUAGACGUUUUCGUUAUAAUAAUAAUAAUAAUAAAAAACAGAAUCAAAAACAUCAACGUUCGAAUGCCUUAUUGAUGCCUAUACAACAACAACAGCGAUCCAUCGAUGAUAUUGAUGAUGAUGAAGAUGAUGAAAAAAUAUUAAACAAAUUUAAUCAUUAUUUAAUUGAAACUGAUUCAUAUUUACAGAUAUUGAUAAAACAAUUUCAAAAAUUAGAUUCAAAAAUUACAACAACGGCUAAUGGUGAUGAUAUUAUUGGUGAUGAUAAAUCUACGGAUCAGAUAAAAUUAUUAAAAGAACGUUCAACAUAUUUUUUAGAUUCAAUUAAACAUACGAUUGUUUUGUUGCAGAUUGCCAAGAAUCUAAAAUUUCCAGUCAGCGGAAUAUAUCGUCAACAACCGCAACAACAACAACAAUCCGAACAUCAAGAAUCAUCCGAAGAUUUAUCAUUAUUGAAUAAAGUUCCUGAAAAUAAUCUUCCCGACAACCAGAAUGCUACAAUAAUUAAUGAUUUUUCCAUUGUUAAUGAUAAUGAUGAAAAACAAUCAAUUUCUUCAAUUAUACAACCAGAUUUAAAUAAUGUUGAUGAUGAAUCAACAUUGAUUAGAAAUCAACAACUACAACAAUCAUCAUCAUCUGAAUUUCAACCAAAUAAAUCAACUUUAGAUGAUUUUAUUUAUAGUGAUAAAUUUAUAAAAAAUUAUUAUAAUCAAACAAUACCAGAUAUAUCAUAUGCAAGUAGUGGUGAUGAUGAUGAUGAUGAUUUUUUCGAUGCAAAUGAUGAAUCAGAAAAUUCCGAUAAUUCAAUGUCAUUGAUAAAAAUGCCUUCAACAAAAAAAUUAUCAUUACGUGCAACAUCAAUGACAACAUCAUCAACAUGUGAUAAUAAUAAUGAUGAUGAUGAUGAUGGUCAAAAUGUUGUUGUUGCUUCUGUGGUCGAUGAUAAUGAUGAAAUAAAUUUUGAUAAACUAUAUGAAUCAAGUGAUGAUUCCAAUGAUGAACUACAAUGUCAUCGAAUACAAUCACAUGGUAGUGUUAUAUCACAUUUAAUUUCACAGGUUAAAAUUGGUAUGGAUUUGACAAAAGUUGCCCUGCCAACAUUUAUAUUGGAAAGACGUUCAUUAUUAGAAAUGUAUGCAGAUUUUUUUGCACAUGCUGAUAUUUUUUGCAGCAUACCGGAUUAUAAAACACCUGAAGAACGUAUGAUACAGGUAACAAGAUGGUAUUUAUCAGCAUUUCAUGCUGGUCGUAAAGGAUCAAUAGCCAAAAAACCAUAUAAUCCUAUAUUGGGUGAAGUAUUUAGAUGUUAUUGGAAUCUAUCAUCAACAACAACAACAACGAAUAAUAAUGAUAGUCCAUUACCAUGGGCUAAAACAAGUGAUUUAAUAUUUAUUGCCGAACAAGUAUCACAUCAUCCACCAAUAUCAGCAUUUUAUGCUGAAAAUAUUGAAAAACGUAUUAUGUGUUGUGCUCAAAUAUGGACAAAAAGUAAAUUUCUUGGCCUUAGUAUAGGUGUAAAUAAUAUUGGUAAAGGUUCAAUUUAUCUAUUGGAUCAUGAUGAAGAAUAUACAUGUACAUUUCCAAGUGCAUAUGGUCGUUCAAUAUUAACUGAACCAUGGUUUGAAUUUGGUGGUAGUGUACAGAUUGAAUGUGAAAAAUCUGGUUAUCAAACAAAAAUUGAUUUUUUAACAAAACCAUUUUAUGGUGGUAAACGUAAUCGUAUUAAUGCAGAAAUAUUUGAUCCAAAUACAAAAUUAUUAGCAACAAUAAAUGGUGAAUGGAAUGGUCGUAUGGAAGUAAAAUUUAUUCGUAAUAAAUCAUUACAACCAAAAUCUGAACCAUUUGUUGAUACAAAAACAUUACCAGUGAUAAAAAAACAAGUAAAACCAAUUAAUGAACAAGAAGAUUAUGAAUCAAGAAAACUAUGGAAACAUGUUACAUUAGCAUUGAAAAAACAAAAUGUUGAUGAAGCAACUGAAGCAAAAUAUCAAAUUGAACAAAGACAACGUGAAUUGGUUAAAGAACGUGAACAAUUGGCAAGUAAAUGGCAAAAUAGGAUGUUUCAUAAUAUUGGUGAAAAAUGGAUAUUUAAUGAACCAUUAACAAAUCGAAAAUCAUUGACAAGAUAGCCAUAGUCUUCUUCUUUUGUCCAUCAUUCGAUUUUCUCUCUCUCUCUCUCUCUCUCUCUCUCUCUCUCUUCCAAGAUUGAUUCAUCGAUCCAUCCAUUCAUCAGAUAACUUUUUGUAUUUCUUU